Actinia tenebrosa (Australian red waratah sea anemone) is the source of this 2046-nucleotide messenger RNA. Its product is annotated as alanine--glyoxylate aminotransferase. NCBI's taxonomy places the organism in Eukaryota, Metazoa, Cnidaria, Anthozoa, Actiniaria, Actiniidae. The record is from RefSeq and is a predicted model, not a curated record. Gene Ontology annotation, cellular component: peroxisome. Gene Ontology annotation, molecular function: L-alanine:glyoxylate transaminase activity; L-serine:pyruvate transaminase activity.
UGCUUGUGGUUCGCAGAUAACGUAAUAUUUGCUAAGGGAAAAAGUAGAGUUUUUCUGAGCUUGUUGUUUUGAACGGCUUUGAGUUUUUUUCUAAAUCGAAUCGCAUUUAAAGGGAACUUGGUUCUAUUUGAAAUAUAUUGAAAUAUGGCUUCGUUUGGUUUGGAGAAAAAGACAAAAAUCCCUCCACCAGAGCAAUUGCUGAAGCCAUUAUGGCCGCAUCCAAAGUUUCUCUUUGGGCCAGGACCGUCGAAUCCUAACGCUCGAAUCUACAACGCGUCGUCCUUGCCGAUGUUGGGGCACUUCCAGACGGAGUUUCAUCACAUCCUAGAUGAAAUUCAGGCUGGUCUUCGUUAUGCCUUCCAAACAACCAACACAUACACGAUCGUGUUUACUGGAGCAGGGCAUACCGGCAUGGAAGGAGCUAUGAUGAAUAUUGUGGAAAGAGAACAGAAAAUUCUGAUCUGUUUGAAUGGGAUGUGGGGAAUGAGAGCUAAAAACAUCGCCGAAAGACAAGGUCUAGAUGUAAGAGUAAUAGAGAAGCCUGCUGGUGAGGCCUUCACUUUGGAAGACAUCAAGAAAGGUCUAGAGGAACAUAAACCAGUUGCUAUGUUCAUUACACACAGCGAGUCAUCAACUGGUGUGUGUCAACCUUUGGAGGGUGUUGGUGCACUUUGCCACAAGUAUGACUGUCUUGUAAUUGCUGAUACUGUAGCCUCUCUUGGUGGAACACCUUUCUUCACUGAUGACUUAGAGUUAGAUGUUGUAUAUACAGGAUCACAGAAAGUCUUUGCCUGUCCACCAGGCAUUUGUCCCAUUACAUUCAGUCCAAAAGCAAUUGAAAGAGUCAAGAAUAGGAAAACACCAGUGCCCUCAUUCUAUCUUGACAUACUCGAACUUGGAAACUAUUGGGGAUGUGAUGGUCAACCACGCAGAUAUCAUCACACUGCUCCUAUCAACCUUCUCUACACUUUAAGAGAAAGCCUUGCAAUGCUUGUUGAGGAAGGUCUAGAAAAUUGCUGGAAGAGACAUCAUGACAACAUUGAAAUUUUCUGGGCAGGAAUUGAAAAGAUGGGACUAGAAAUGUUUGUCAAAGACAAAAAUCUGAGGCUUCCGACUGUGACAACCAUCAAGAUUCCAGAAGGAUACCCAGACUGGAAGGCCGUAGGGAGUUAUCUAAUGGAAAAGUAUCACUUUGAAAUUGUUGGUGGUAUGGGUCCUACAGUUGGAUUGGUGUGGCGCAUUGGCCUCAUGGGGUUGAAUAGCCGAAAGGAAAACAUCCCGUCCGUGCUGCGUCUUUUUGAAGAAGCUUUCAAUCAUGUCAAGGCAGAAAAGUGAAUCUACUCGCUUCAGCCUCAAGUCUCCGCUCUUUAUAGCGUGUGUUUGACUUAUAGACAUUAAUUAAGCUUAUUUUUAGUUGGAAUGGGUUCUUAGGACCAAAGUUUUAAAUAUUAGGGAAAAUUAUUUUUUAUGAAUAAGAAAAUGAUGAGGGACAUCUUACUAAGCAGGAAAUGAGUAAUUUAAUAUUAGAAUUUCAUUUAUGAUUAAUGGAUUACAAUAGAUUGAUUGAUUCAGAGGAAUUUUGGUGUGACAUAUUUAGCUCCAAGUUAUAAAAUAGAAAUAAAUUCUGUAGUAAAAUAGUUAAAUAAAUUCUAGAUAAAUUUCAGGGGAAAAAAAUUAUAUCACAAUAGUUUUAAAAGGUUCCAUAACUUAUUUUGGUGUAUAUAUAUUAUAUCUUAUUAGUUGUAGGUACAAAGUUUUUAGGUUGAAAACUGUAAGGUGUAUAUUUUUAAGUAGUUUACAUUUCAAAAACUUCUCAACGAUCAAUCACGUGAUAAUUUAAGAUGCAACUCACUUCUGGGUUGGCUGGAUUCCAGAGUAUACCGAGUGACCUCAGAUAUAUGAGAGAUUCCUCGCGUAAAACGAAAAAAUUAAAAAGUGUAUAAAUUUUAUUACAUUUUCUGUUAUUCUAAGUUUGCUAAGGUUAUGGUUUCAAAAAUUGUUUCUUUGUUAUUUAAAGUGGAAUAAAAAUAAAUUAUUACAAUCAUU